AUGGCUAUUCUAUGUACAACGGCGCAGGGAACACUACACGAGCAGGGCCGGCGCAUCCUGAGACUGAUCCAGGAACCUAACGCCCGAUCGCACAUCAGCUACGAUGACACGGACCCGAUCCCCGACCCGGCUCUGUUCCGGUUCGAUGUGAAGGCAUCAGAUCCGGAGGCGCCUCUACCGACCGUCGCGGAAUGUGCGGCGCACUUGGAGCUACUUCACGCAAUCAACCAUGUGCGCCGGCGGGUGUUGAACUCCACAGAUCUGGACCAGGUCCUCGAUCUGGAGCCGGUGAAGCAGUCCUUUGAGCGGAAUACGGGAUGGACUACGCGUUACACGGUCGAGCUCAGAGAUAAGGGGUUCGCGCAGCGGCGGGAGGCGAAAUGGCCGUUCUACAUGCGGCUUGCGGUCGCGAGAUUCUUCGUCUGGCUGCACAAGAUGGAUAUGCUGGUGUCCAGGGGCCAGACGCUGUCCGUGUGUCCACCACUGGAUGUCCUGAUUGCCUGGCAUUCGGCGCUGCUCAACCCGGCCUGGUUCCGCCAGUACUGCGAGGAGCACCACAUCCGCCAUAUGCGCCAGGUGGCGUUCCCGUGGCAGUUGAUUCAUCAAGCCAUCAACGCAGACUGGGCCCUCACGCUCACGCCGGAUCAAGAAUCCCACUUCAGGUACUUGACCGGCCACGAACCAGACCUCCUGGCCUACCUGCUCGGCCCAAAACACGACGAAGUCGCCCAGCUCCUCCCUCUGAUCUGGCAUGAACCCACCCCUAUCCGAGAAACCCUGAGGCAGGCGCAUCGCGUCGCACGACUCGUCAUCUUCCAGUCCGACCGCGCCUUCGUCGACUCCUGCCAAGCUGCGCUCGCCAUGACAGCGCCAGCGCUGUACCUCACCGCGGCAAUCGAGCGCCAGCGCGUCUUCGUCGACAAAAUGGUCGACUUCCUCUGGGUCCGCAGCCCCGCGGCAGCAGCCACGCUGCGCCGCGCGAUCGACCGCUACGACCACUUCUUGCUGCUGUUCCGCCUCUGUCCGGGGACCGUGCUCGUGCCGACGCUCGACAUCGAUCUCGUGUGGCAUACGCACCAGUGUUCGGCGGCCGUGUACGAGGCGGGCAUGGAUGUCCGCGCGGGCAGAUUCAUCAACCACGAGGACACGAUCCAGCCGGCUGUGCUCCGCACGCAGUCGGAUGAGACCGACGUGCUGUUCCGUCGGUAUUUCGGCCUGCAGUACCAUGUGUGUCUGUGCUGGGAGUGCGAGGCUGUGCGGUCGGCUGUGGAGGAGCUGGGGGAUGAGGAGCUUGGGACGACGGAUUUUGCAGCAUUGGGGGAGAGAACGGCGGAUCGUUUGCUGCAUUAUCGCGUGAAGGAGCUGAGUCGGCGGUAG
Molecule: messenger RNA, 1377 nt
Organism: Aspergillus clavatus NRRL 1
Lineage: Eukaryota; Fungi; Ascomycota; Eurotiomycetes; Eurotiales; Aspergillaceae
Exons: 2
Coding region: 1-1377 (458 amino acids)
Source: RefSeq, a predicted model, not a curated record